AUGGUGGAGGACUUAGCUGCCUCCUGUAUUGCUUUGAAGUUCAAGAAUAAAAUUCUGAAGGCCCAAGUGCAGUGGCCAAUGGAACAAAAUGUUGUCCUAUAGGCUCAGAUCCCAGAGCUCCAGGAAGAGCCCCAGAAGCUCCCAGCCUGGGAGCCCCUAGCUUCCCAGGAGCAUCAGAAAACACCAGUGGUACAGGAGACAAAGAAGACUUUGGAACCCUCAGCAGCCCCAGAGUCCCUGGAGCUUCCAGGAACUCAUGAGUCCCAGGUCAAAAAGCUCCAGAAGCAUCCAAUGGCCCAGGAGCCCUACAAAGCCCUAGAAGUUAAGAAGACUCAGGAGCUCCCAGAUACCCGGGAUGUCCCAGUGGCCCAGAAGGCCCUGAAUUCAGAGCACCAAGAUCUUCCAAGUUCCAGGAGCCCCAGGAGGUACCAGGAAACCGCAACGCACCUGGAACCCCUAAUGCUCCAUGAGCCCCUGGAUACUUUAGAUGCCCAAGAAUUCCUAGAGCCCUCCGCACUCCAGGAGUCCCUAAAGUGUCUAAUAGCUGCUUUGACAUCAGCAGGUUCAGAGUUCCCACAGUCACCCAGUGAGCUGGAGGCUGAAGCUUUCUCCCUAGAAUACUGUUUAGCCUUCAGUGGAGAUGUCCAGAAGCUUUCUGAGUUCCUGGUUCAAUUGAAUAGUUACAUGAGAGUCAGUUACAUGUAACCUACUGAAGCAUCUGUGAUGAGCUUUGUUGGCAGGUGCUUCUCAGAUGAGGCAGGGAUGUGAUUUCAGCCCUUACUAGAUAUACAAAGCCCCCUGCUGGAGCAAUUUGAAAAUUACACAGUGCUCCAGGAUACUUUUGACAAUCCAGAAAACAUGGAAUAUGUCAGUCACUGCAUCCAUCAGCUCUGCCAAAGGGAGGAUCCUGCGCAUCAGUAUGUGAUCCACUUCCAUCUCAUUGCUCAAGAGCUAAACUGGAAUGAAAGCACUCUCUGCAUACAAUUUCAGGAAGGGCUUGACAGUUCUAUACCAGAUGAACUGUCUCACACAAGUUCAGCCACUGUCCUAUCUAAUCUGAUCACUCAAUGCCUAGAAGAUAAGCUAAGCUGUAAGCAUGAUCCAAAUCCACAAAGAGCAAGGCACUCUGAGGAGAGAUCUGGGCCUAAAAGCUCACUAGCUGAAAACCAGCCUGUGCAACCUUCAAGCAAUUGACACCUCAGUGAAGCUGAACAGGCCCACUGCUGUGAAGCCCACUUGUGCCUCUGCUGUGGUCAUCCUUGUCAUGUUGCCAGAGAUUGUCCUGUCAAGCUUCAUCAUGCACAGUAG
This is a messenger RNA of Puma concolor (puma), 1308 nucleotides long. Lineage: Eukaryota; Metazoa; Chordata; Mammalia; Carnivora; Felidae. The record is from RefSeq and is a predicted model, not a curated record.